UCCCACACUCUUGUCAUCCUCUUCCUAAGGAAUAGGAAGAGAAACCACAUUUCAUCUAGGCAAUAACCCUGUUGGGCCAUGGAUGCCUUCACUCCUCUCCAUUGUAUUCUGCUGCUCCUCCUCAUUUCUACUUCUACCACAGUUUAUGCAAAUUUCUAUGAUGAUAUAGAUGUGAUGUGGGGUGCCGCUAAUGUCACCAUAUUCAAUGAUGGUCAGGAUUUGGAGCUUCCUCUGAUCAGUCAGGAUUCAGGAUCGUUAAUCCAAUCAAAGGAGGAAUUCUUGUAUGGGAGCUUCAGUAUGCUUAUGAAGCUUGUGCCUGGAAAUUCGGCGGGAACAGUGACCACAUUCUAUCUUAGCUCUGAGGGUGAUAUGCAUGACGAGAUAGACAUGGAAUUUCUGGGAAAUGUAUCGGGCCAACCCUACAUCUUGCACACUAACAUCUUCGGUCAAGGAUUAGGGGGCCGGGAGCAGCAAUUUUAUUUAUGGUUCGACCCUACAGUCGACUUCCAUAACUACACCGUUCUCUGGAAUCCAUGGCAGAUCAUGAUUAUGGUAGAUGGGUUGCCCAUAAGAGUAUUUGGCAACCACGAGGAGGUGGGAGUGGCUUAUCUAAAGCAGGCGAUGAGAAUAUAUUCGAGCAUAUGGGAUGGAGAUCAAUGGGCAACACAAGGAGGCUCCAUCAAGGUUGACUGGUCCCUCGCACCAUUUGUGGCUUCUUUAUCCAAUCUCACCAUUGCGGCCUGCACAAACAGUACCCAAAUUGAUCAGUGUUCUUCAAGCAAUGAUCCUGACUACUGGUGGAAUCAGCCAGCUUAUCAGAGCUUGACUUACUCACAGCAGGGACAACUGAAUUGGGUUCGCAAUAACUUUCUCUUAUACGAUUAUUGCCGCGAUCUACCCAGAUUCAAUUACACUCUUCCUCCCGAAUGUGCCUUCCAAAGCUAAAUAACACAACUCCAUUUCAUUCCAAAUAAGUGCAGCGAAUUUAUGGCUAUGCUUCGCCACUGAUCAAAGAGCUCAUGUUCUCUCAUUAUCUCUCACCGCACCACAUUGCAAUUGUGUCUAUUAUUUAUCUAAUAACUCUCUAUGCAGCUUUCGCUCUGUAUUCCAGAAGGAAAAUAAGUGUUCAUUGUUUUUUUUGAAUAUAUGCUCUGGGCCUAGAAGAUGUUUUAUCAAGUGAAGCAUUUGCCUCUUAAGGAUUUUUAA
This is a messenger RNA of Cryptomeria japonica (Japanese cedar), 1206 nucleotides long. Its product is annotated as probable xyloglucan endotransglucosylase/hydrolase protein 12. NCBI's taxonomy places the organism in Eukaryota, Viridiplantae, Streptophyta, Pinopsida, Cupressales, Cupressaceae. The transcript has 4 exons. The record is from RefSeq and is a predicted model, not a curated record. The coding region runs from base 79 to 945 and encodes 288 amino acids. Gene Ontology annotation, cellular component: cell wall; apoplast. Gene Ontology annotation, molecular function: xyloglucan:xyloglucosyl transferase activity; hydrolase activity, hydrolyzing O-glycosyl compounds. Gene Ontology annotation, biological process: xyloglucan metabolic process; cell wall biogenesis.